This is a messenger RNA of Exophiala oligosperma, 2238 nucleotides long. RefSeq lists its product as uncharacterized. Gene Ontology annotation, molecular function: zinc ion binding; DNA binding. Bases 408 to 1856 code for a protein of 482 amino acids. Lineage: Eukaryota; Fungi; Ascomycota; Eurotiomycetes; Chaetothyriales; Herpotrichiellaceae. The transcript is spliced from 2 exons. The record is from RefSeq and is a predicted model, not a curated record. Gene Ontology annotation, biological process: DNA-templated transcription. Gene Ontology annotation, cellular component: nucleus.
CGUAAAGCCACCUAUUGCCGGGUCUGCACGCAGGAACAAGCACUAAUGGAUCCAGAUGCGAUGCGUGCCGCCGUCGGCGUAUCGCUUGCCAGCGUGAGGAUGAGAGCUCGCCAUGUGCCUUGUGCAAACACCGCGGGCUGGAUUGCACUUUCUUAUCCAAACCUCAACGGCGCUCACGUCCACGGCCGACAGAAGGCCAACAUCAAAUAAGGAGUUCAAGUCCAGGUGACGAUCUCCUUCCUCCUGGCCAGCCUUUCCGGUCGCAGUCGACUUCCGGUUCACGGCUUCCACUGGAACCUGCAGUCAAGAGCACAACGUCAAUUCCAGGAUGGACAUGCCUCUGGUCCGGUCUUAGCGGCGACCAGAACCCGCACCUCUUACGACAUCUGGCCUUUGACGACUUGGACAUGUUUGGGGAUCAUCGGUGGAUGGUCUGGAGGGUUGACCCUCGCCUGAGGGGCGCAGCCUACCUGACGCUGUACCCUAAUCAACUUCUUGAUUGCAGUGCGGAUAUGUACGACUACAACGACAUUGACCGGGUCUUCAGCCCCUACCAGGAUGAGUUGAUCGAUGUGUACUAUGCAUGCGUCCACCCGUCUUAUCCCAUCCUGGAGAGACAGGAUGUGUUUCGCGCCCGGCGCAAUCAGAAACAGAUACCAUGUUCGCUACUCGCCGUCGUCUACAGCCUUGCCUGCCAGUUUUGGGACAAGUCUCCUGCCUUGCGCCAUCUCAGCUGCCCCAAUGCCACAAGGCUCCGACCCUAUAUCUAUUCGCUUCUGACCGUCGAGAUCCGAGCCCCCAACCUGAAUGUCCUCCAGGCGAUGUUAUUGUACUUGCAGCUUCCACCUCUCAUUAUUCGGGAAUCCAACCAUCCAGGUCAUUGGGCAAUGACUACGCUCACUGUUGCCAUCGCACAGGACAUUGGACUUCAUGUUGACCCUGACACAUGGAAGAUUUCGCUACAGGAAAGAAAGCUACGCCGAGUUUUGUGGUGGGCCGUCUAUGUCCACGACAAAUGGAUCUCUCACUGGUUGGGACGGCCAUCGCAUAUCAAAAAGGGAGACUGGACUGUCGAGUCCCUGACGCUGAGGGAUUUCGCCAACGCGGAUGACAUGCUUUCCGUAGAUGAAGUUGUUCAGGGAAAGACCUUCAUGGCCUUGUGCGAACUGUCAGAGAUCCUCUCCGAGGUGCUGGACAGCUUCUACAGCAUCCCCUCCAAUGUUGAGGAGAUGAACAUUGACCAGAGCGCCUCGUUGGUCCAGAAAUUCGUGCAUCGGCUCCAGAGUUGGCGGGAGACGAACGGCUAUCUGCGGCUGCCGGAAGUCAGGGCGGCAAGCGCGUACACGACCGCGUUCGCUGGCUACACUGUGGAAACCCUCGUGCGCAGAGCCCAAGCUGCAACGUUGCCAGGGGAAGUUGGUCUUGACGACAGCGGCCAUCUAAUGACAAGUAUGAUGAAACGAGUCUUUGAGAUGAUGCGCGACAUACUGGAGAACCACCCGCUGCAGAGCCGGAUGUGGUUGAGCUACAACAGGGGCAACCUAAUGACGAUGGGAUCUCACCUCAUCACCAUGGUCUUGAGGAGCACAAACGAUGAAGAGCUUGAGGCGCGUCGCGGCACUCUCUUGGAGUUCCGUGGCUACCUGGGCAAACUUGCCGAGGACAAGCGAGAUUUCGAGUUUGCUCGGCUGCCGCUCCGGCGCCUGAAUUUGAUCAUAUCGGAGCUUUUUGGAAGGGAGGAUGAGCUGGUGGAAAACAUAGACCCCGGAGAAGCCGACGAUCUGUCAGGGGCUAAGAGUACUUCUGCGAUAUGCAGAGCCGCGUUCAAUGUCGUUGUAGCCCCCACGCCGCCUUGACGAAUGCUCUAUUUGAAAAAUUAGUACGAGGCACCCCGACCUCAGUAUCUCGGCACCCUUUGGUUUUCUGCCGUAGAUGCAAUAUUCAGAGCCAAAGGAGCUGGGAGGCUCGAGAUGGCUAGUAGGCUGCGACACCUGAUUUUUUCAUUGUACGAUGUUGACUAUAUAGGGGAAAAAGAAGAGGAUCAGGAUGUUCUCAGCAGUCUAGGUGAGCGUUGGAUUACGGCCGUGUCUAGACCUCGCAAUUGCAACUCCUGUGUUGCAAGGACACCACUGGCGACAGUGUCGUGGCCACCUCCUUCUCAUGUGGUCUAGAACGCGAUUGUAUAGACAUUUAACAUAGAGCCGGUCACCAAUCAAUCAAUCCAUCCACCGUUUUUAC